Messenger RNA from Suillus plorans, 1293 nucleotides. RefSeq lists its product as uncharacterized. The transcript has 17 exons. Lineage: Eukaryota; Fungi; Basidiomycota; Agaricomycetes; Boletales; Suillaceae. Bases 1 to 1011 code for a protein of 336 amino acids. The record is from RefSeq and is a predicted model, not a curated record.
AUGUCUUCCUCAACGCAGAACCUCAUCCCACAACUUCACCUCGGGAACACGUUUGGGGCACUGUUUAUUGGGGUCACCCUUGCAGCAGUUCUCUUUGGUCUAAGUAACAUUCAAGCUUUCGUCUACUUUCAGUCGCACAAGGGCACAGGAAUAUCGUUCCUUAAGCUAGCCGUUGCCUGGCUUUGGAUACUCGACGCUCUGCACCUGUUCUUGAUAGUCCACUGUGUCUAUUAUUAUUUAGUGGCUCACUACGCAGAUAUCAAUGCACUAACGGAAAUUGUGUGGAGCUUCAAACUUCAAAUAGUCAUCGAUGUGAUGAUUGUUUACGGGGUACAUCUUCUAUACUUUCAGCGCAUAUGGAUAAUCGCCAAGGGCCGAUCAAGAGUACUCCCUAUAGCCGUGGGCGUAAUCGUAAUUUCGGGUUCAGGUGUUGCUAUCGCUCUUAUUUGGGCCAUAUAUCAGUGUCAUGUGUUCUCGGAUCUGAUUAAAAUCGAGUGGGCGACAUUUAUGGCUUUGGGCACGAUUACUUUCGUCGAUUUCAUCAUCGCAUCAUCGCUAUGCUAUCUCCUCGCUAUUUCCCGUACUGGAUUCUCUAGCACCGAUUCCAUGUUAACAAAGCUCAUGGCUUACAUUAUUAACACGGGCUGUCUGACAAGCAUGUGUUCACUGUCGGCUAUGAUUACAUGCGCAGUGAUGCCGCACAACUUCAUCUUCCUCGGCGUUGAAUUUUUGGUGGCUAAAUUAUACGUCAACUCGUUCCUCGCACUUCUGAACGCGCGAUACUACUUGCAGCCCGCUACAGAAACUAACCAUUCUACCGAAGUCCAUAUGCACCACGGCAUCUACCGCCCAGAACUGAACGUUAUAGCGUCCCAAGGCGAGGAAUUCCAGGCAUCCCGGAAAAGCACGUUUAAACACCCCGGCGAUGAUGUUAUACAUCUUACUCGAUCUGCCAUGUCACGUCGGCCCAUUGAGGUGACGGUAGAGACGAAUUCCUUCUCAUCAGUGUGAUGUAUGAGUACUAGUAUGCAUGUAUCAUGUGUUAUCUGCCUCUUCGCGAGAUAAGACUUGCGAGUCUUUAUUAGAUCAUCGCACAGCCGGUGUUGGAACAAGAAUUUACAUUGUCCAUUAUACUUCCAUUUGUGGUUUUCAUAUAUCACUCUACUUAGAACUACAAGGGACUACUAUUUAGUCAUUCGGCAAACUAUGCGCUUGGACGCACGAUACUAGUCUAGUGACUUGCCAUUCACCACCUUGUCCAAUACGUGUCUCACGCCACCAAGCCACCCAUAC